CUCUGAAGAAUGGAAGAUUUCUACAACAACACAACUUCACAGAACAGCAGCGAUGGAAAGAACGGAGAGCAAUUAGGAAUCAAGGAUGUCAUAUAUGUGAUAGAUUGGAUCGUCAUCUCCAUCGGCCUUCCUCUGACCAUACUGGCCAUCCAUGCCCUGUAUUCUCUGGUGAGACAAAAUCAUGUUGCUCCAAUCUACAUCAUCAACCUCCUCAUCUCUGACCUCAUUCAGUUCUGCUGCACGAUCUUUUGGCUGACAAGACCUGAGAAAGAUCUGACCUUCCAUGUCUUUGCCUCUAUUCAUGACAUAGCUCUGGCGGUCAGUGUUGGCUUCAUGACAUGUGUCGCUGUGGAAAGGUAUCUGCUUAUCGCCUGGCCACUGUGGUACCGCUUCAAACGAAGUAUCAAGUUCAGUCCUCUUGCAGACUUGGUUCUGUAUGUCUUCAUGAGGAAAGGGGCAUUUGACAGGCUGUUGGCCUGUCUGUGUUGCCGCAAGUCAGAAACACAACAAACAUCAGGUCAGACCAUCACUGUCAGUGAUGAUGUCGAGGCUUAA
Messenger RNA from Toxotes jaculatrix (banded archerfish), 555 nucleotides. Its product is annotated as G-protein coupled receptor 4-like. Gene Ontology annotation, biological process: phospholipase C-activating G protein-coupled receptor signaling pathway; positive regulation of Rho protein signal transduction. The coding region runs from base 10 to 555 and encodes 181 amino acids. The transcript is spliced from 4 exons. Lineage: Eukaryota; Metazoa; Chordata; Actinopteri; Toxotidae. Gene Ontology annotation, cellular component: membrane. The record is from RefSeq and is a predicted model, not a curated record. Gene Ontology annotation, molecular function: G protein-coupled receptor activity.